AUGGUGUCCAUCAACGACCUGCCUCUGGAGAUCCUGCUGGGUGUCUUUGACCUCUUCCCCUCGUGGCACCUGCUCCGCUGCUUCCGUUGGGUGUGCUGCUGGUGGAGAGACCUGGUGGAUUCCUUGAACGCUCAGUGGAAACACAAGUGCAUACGGGCCGGCUACCCCCUUGAGAUGCUCACCAGCCCUUUCCCGGACUGGAAGGUCUUCUACCAUCUCUGCCAGCUGAAGAAGAACAUCGUCCGGAAUCCUUGCGGUGAAGAGGAAUUUCUCUACUGGGAAAUCGACAAGCAUCAGGAGCACUGCUGGGUUGUGGAGGAGCUGUUAGCAAACGAAUACCCCUGUGACAAUAUCAAGACAUGUUUCUUUGCCUUCAAUGGGCCCGACACAAAAAUUCAACGCAUCACCUUGAAGGAUCACGGCUACACGGAUGAGUUGAUGGACUACGUGACACCCCAUAUCAUGGUGCAGGAUUGGUCCGAUGUCCUCUACCCGAAUCCCCGUUACAACUACAGAUUUACCGUGAAGCUGUUGGCUGCAGAUUUUAAAGCCCUCUAUACCUGCUAUAUCUCGAAUGGGGAGGUAAAAAAGGAUGGCACGAGGAACUGGAAAAAGACUUUGUACAUCUUCCGCAACUACCCCAGCGGAGUCCGCCACAUCCAUUUCGAGCACGGCGUGGACUACGGCAAGCUGUCCAACAGCACCGUCAUCGUGGGUCCGAACUUCCCGUAG
Molecule: messenger RNA, 732 nt
Organism: Zootoca vivipara (common lizard)
Lineage: Eukaryota; Metazoa; Chordata; Lepidosauria; Squamata; Lacertidae
Product: F-box only protein 6-like
Biological process (GO): SCF-dependent proteasomal ubiquitin-dependent protein catabolic process; ERAD pathway; glycoprotein catabolic process
Cellular component (GO): cytoplasm; SCF ubiquitin ligase complex
Molecular function (GO): ubiquitin protein ligase activity; protein binding
Source: RefSeq, a predicted model, not a curated record